AUGCUUGACCCUACGACUAUCCGACCAAACAUCCUCUUCAUCGUCGCGGAUGAUUUAGGGGCUUGGGCUGUCCGAUGCGCCGGCAAUCACGAGAUACAUACGCCGAAUAUUGACAAAUUGGCUGCAGAAGGAGUACGGUGUGACAACUUCUUCUGCGCAUCGCCCGUGUGUUCGCCCGCUCGAGCAUCGAUUCUAACGGGGCGAAUCCCGUCCCAGCAUGGCGUGCACGACUAUAUUCGCUCAGGAAACGUGAAUAAGGAAAAAACGGCCAUCGAAUACCUGGCGGGGCAACCGAGCUAUACGGAAAUACUCGCCGAUGGGGGCUAUUCGUGCGCCCUGAGUGGCAAGUGGCACCUCGGAAACAGCAGAGUACCACAAAAGGGCUUUAAUCGGUGGUUCAGCAUUGCCAGAGGCGGCUGUUCGUACAAGCGGCCAGAUGUCGUGGUGAACGGCGACGUGCGUUUCGAGGACGGCUAUAUAACGAAUUUCAUUACGGAAAAUGGCAUUUCCUUCAUGCAAGAAAUGAGUCAGGAAAAGAAACCUUUCUACCUGAGCGUGCACUACACGGCCCCUCAUUCGCCAUGGGAACGAUCAGAACACCUGGAACAAUACCUUUCGCUCUACGACAAUUGCGCUUUCACGUCGGUCCCGGAGCUGCCCAUUCACCCAUGCCAGGUUGACAGUUGCCCUCACGGCGAAAAGGAGGAGCGCAAGGAGCUUCUACGGGGAUACUACGCCGCUAUCACCGCAAUGGAUAAUGGCAUCGGCCAGUUGAUGCAGGAGCUCGACCGCCUCGGUAUCCGAGAAGAUACCCUGGUUGCCUUUAUAAGCGAUAACGGAAUGAAUAUGGGUCACCACGGGAUUUGGGGAAAAGGCAACGCUACGAGUCCUCUUAACGUGUUCGACACCUCGAUAAAGAUCCCAGCCAUUUUCCGUCAGCCCGGCGUCAUCCCGCCGGGAGGGACCAUCUCCGACCUCCUGAGCCAAUAUGACAUAUUCCCGACUAUACUGGAAUAUACCGGUCUUGAGCCGGCAGUUCAACAGGACCUUCCGGGAACCAGUUUCGUACCCCUACUUAAACGUAAGGGGCAACUAGGGCGAAAGGAGGUUGUCAUCUACGACGAGUAUGGCCCUGUCCGGAUGAUCCGCACCAGCGACUGGAAAUACGUACAUCGCUAUCCCCACGGCCCCCACGAGCUAUUCGACUUGGUCAACGACCCCGGUGAGACCGAUAACCGAUUCGACGACAAGGGUCUUGUGCAGAUCAGAGACGGCCUUCGCAAGCGCCUCGGCGUCUGGUACGCUAGAUACGUGAGACCAGAGUUUGAUGGAAUCUAUGCCGCAGUAACAGGGUUCGGCCAAAAGGGCCUUGCCAUCCCAGGCAUGAGAGAAGGAAACAGCUUCGACGAUAAACCACCGGCCCCAAUCCCGGGGGCCCCCAAGUUUUUUUGA
Messenger RNA from Penicillium cinerascens, 1452 nucleotides. Its product is annotated as choline-sulfatase. Gene Ontology annotation, molecular function: arylsulfatase activity. NCBI's taxonomy places the organism in Eukaryota, Fungi, Ascomycota, Eurotiomycetes, Eurotiales, Aspergillaceae. The coding region runs from base 1 to 1452 and encodes 483 amino acids. The transcript has 2 exons. The record is from RefSeq and is a predicted model, not a curated record.